ACUUGGUUACUUGUUUACUUGGUUACUUUGUGACUUGUUUACUUGUUUAUUUUGUGACUAGUUUACUUGGUUACUUGUUUACUUGGUUACUUUUUGACUAGUUUACUUGGUUACUUUGUAACUUGCCUGUCUGUGUGGUUACUCUAUGACUUUGCUACUCAGUAGCUCUGUGACUUGCUUGUCUGCUCAGUAUCGUUGUGACUUCCCUGCUGAGAUACUUUGCGAGUUGCUUCCAAGAACCAAAACAAACUUCGGAAAGCUUUGGGCAUUCAUACCAUUUCAGAACAAAAUCUUCUAUCUGAUCUUGUAUGACUCAUCCCUUAUUGUAAUAGUUUUAACUUGAAUGGGCAGCUGCACAUCACACACUGAUGGAGAAGAGCUCCACUGCACUGAAGAGGAAACCGACAGCAGCUGAUAAACAUGUUAAUGACAGAGUUUGGAAGUUAAUCAUUUUCUGUCCACAGUGAAUUAUGCAGUAUGUCAUGUAACUGAUUCUCAGCUGUAGAUAGUGGCUACAUGUACAGUGUAUAAGUUUACACAAAUGUAACAUUCCAUGUUUAUAGAAGAUAAGAAGUGUGUGUGUGUGUUUGUGUGUUGCCUGCUGGAUCUUACGCUGCAUGUUUAACAUUCCAGCUGCGCAAAGGCGUUUCCUGUCGAAGACCGAGUUCCUCCAGCGCACCCUGGCCAGCUCUCUCUCUGCUCCUCCAGGCUUUUUAGUCUCUUUCUGUCGUUCCUCUCGUUCGCUUGUUUGUUCGGGGCUUCAGUUUCACAGAGGCGCUCGUAUCGAGUGUUUCGGAUUGGGUGGUAAUCUGUACAUAGCCUGACUCCGCCCCCUUCUCUGUGAUAUGACAUCAUCCAGCGGUUGCCACAGAAACCAGGGCUCCACUGCAGACAGUUGACAGCCAGGCAGGUGCAGUGAUGGCGACCCAGGUGGAGCUCGAGCCUGGAAUGGUGAGCGGCCGUCUGCAUUUGAGUCCUCUGACUGACUCGAGUAAUAAAACUCUCAUGGAGGAUUCGACGAUCAUCAGUUCAGACCCCAAGAAACCAAUCCCAGGCCCCAAACCAAGACUCACUCCAAAACCUUUUGCUGUGCAGAGAAAUACCACGAUUCGACCCAUUCUUGCUCCCAAACCUCAGCCCAAACCCAAACCGGAGUCGUUACCCAAACCGGAGUCACUGUCCAAACCAGAGCCACCAAGCAAACCCAAGCCAACACCUCCAGCCCUUAAAUCAGGAACUAAACCUACUUCUGGGCCAAGCAGCAAACCAGAGGCUCCAACGUUUAAACCAGAACCUUCUUCUAUUUCAAAUGAUCCUGGUAAACUCAAGCCAACGGAGACAGGAAGCCUGGUACAAAGAGCAAGUUUGGGACCUUCUCAGUCCAAACCUACAGAAUGGUCUUCUCGACCCAAAACUGGUGGUUCUAUCACUCGGGCAAAAUCCAUGGGCUUCCUCGGUAAUGUUGGUUUAGAAGAGGAUGUGGGUAAAGAGGGUGGUGAGGUCAUUCGUCGUCCUCAGGAAACAAGGAGCUCCAGGCCAAGACCAGUGUCAGCCAUUUUCCUGCAAGACGCCACUGCAUCUUCCACUUCUGCACCACAGCGGAUGGACAGACGACCCCUUUCGACUGAUCUCACCGCCAAAUUCGAGCCCUUUGCACAAAGGCAACCUACAGCAGGGGAGAGCAAGGAGAACACCCCGGAGUCACCUGCUCCAGAAGAAGGAGUUAGGAGGAGAGAGAAAGACCACAUGGAUUUAGAAAGAGGCUUUUGGAAGAAGGAUGUGGAAGGGCAGGAUGCAAAGCCUUUGGAAAGAGCAGGAAAUGGUAUAAAGCGGAGGAUUAGUCUUCUUAUGGACUCGUCCUCUUCCACAUUUUCAGUUCCUGCCACGCGAGGUGCCGAGCCUCGUUCUCCAGUGACACCAAUCGCAGAUACCGAUGCAGCUGUCGGAGUGAAACAGCGAAUCAAAGAGCUGACCGAGGAUUUCUCCACCGCACCGGCUCCACCCCAGAAGCCACCGUUUAAGCCCCGCCCACUUCCAACAGAUAGAACAAAACGCUUUGCGUCAGAUGCGGAGAGCACGAGCUCCACGGAGCUUAAAGGCGUCCAGGAGGAAGUUGAGGAACUUGGCAAAAAGUCCAAGGACCUCCCUUCAGCUGGGCAGACAAAGCCACAGGAAGACCAGGACUUGCCGGCUAAUGCGACCAGCGGUGUUCAGACUGUCAGAGCAUUGCUUUUUGAGAACGUGGUGGAGAAACACAGCGUCCAAAUGAUGGAGGAUGCUAACUCGAGCUUGGUGAAGCCCACACCCAGACGCAGCCUCUCUCUUCGGACUAAAGGAAGCAGUUUAUUCAGUUGUCUGGAUGAUGAAGAUGACAGAUCUCUGGUCAAAGCUACGUACCAGAAUUUGGUGUCUCCUUCCAGUCCAAAGCGGAUCGAUCACAUUUUUGACACUGUGACUGCGAUUGAGGAGAGUCGUGCAGUUAGUGAAAACAUUCCAGCUGCCCAUCUGGAAGAAAAGGCUCUUACUCUGCGAAGGUCCAAUGGAGGGGAAAGAGUGCAACAAUCCUCUUUAAAUGAUGGAAUUCCAGGAAAUGAAGAGAACAGCUUUACAAUGGGGUCCAGUAACUUGUUUAAAGACAAAGACAGACAAUCGACUGGUUCUGCUGUGGAGCAGAGGCAUACCCGUUACCUCAGAGUGGGAGCGCUGCCAAAAUGGGAUGAAACGUUUGUUGAUAGAGAAAGGGAAAUGGAAAUGGAAAAGCAAAGGGAGAUGGUCAGGAAGAUGGAGGAAGAGAUCCAAAGGCAGAUCGAGGUCCACAUUGCUGCAAAAGCAGACAUCGAAGAAGACGAGCUAGAAAAUGAGGCAGAGAUGGAAAGAGAAAAUGCUGCAGCACUCAGACAGCCGAAGGUACCAGAAACCGAGGAUCAGCAAAUGACAAGGCCGAGAGCGACUUAUUUCGCUCUUACAGGUCAAAUGAACGAGAUUGUACACCAGAGAGCAGGAAUAGAUGAAGAAGCCAUGUUUAGGAGUGAGACAAGAGGAAUAGCUGAAGAUAGAGUUAAGCCAGAGAUGGCAUUUGAGGACUUCUCUGUGAAAGCAGGGCGAAGGAGUUUUCACAAUCGAGUACCAUCGAUAAGAAGGAACCCCUCCUUGGAAACUGCCUUUAGUAAAAGUUCACCAGAAGGACUGCUAAUCGCCGAGGGUAGAGAGGGGAUGCAGUGGCACAGAGGACAAGAAAAAGAGAAGGAAUAUCAGAGAGCAAAGGAGCAAGAGUUGGAGAGACAGAAACUAGCAGAGUAUCAAAAGAUGAAGGAGCUGGAAUGGCAGAGAGAGUUGGAGAAAGAAAAAGAGAGGCAAAGAGAAUUGGAGAAAGAGAAAGAGAGGCAAAGAGAGUUGGAGAAGGAGAAAGAGAGGCAGAGAGAGUUGGAGAAAGAGAAAGAGAGGCAGAGAGAAUUGGAGAAAGAGAAAGAGAGGCAGAGAGAGUUGGAGAAAGAGAGGCAGAGAGAAUUGGAGAAAGAAAAAGAAAGGCAGAGAGAGUUGGAGAAGGAGAAAGAGAGGCAGAGAGAGUUGGAAAGACAGAGGGAGCGGGAGAGGGAGAGACAGAAAGAGAUGGAGCGACAGAGAGAAUUGGAGAGGCUAAAGGAAAUUGAAAGACAGAAACAAUUAGAAAAGGAACGUCAAAACCAGAUUGAAUAUGAGAGGAGAAGGGCAGCCGAGAGAGAGCUUGAGCAGCAGAGGGAGAUUGAGAGACGACAGAAAGAAAUGGAGAGAGAGAAGGAGAGAUUGCUAGAGGAGGAAAGGACGAAGCUGAGGGAGUAUGAGAUCCAGCAGGAGAUGGAGCGAGAAAGGAAAAGACAGUUGGAGUUGGAGAGGCUGCGAGAAAUCGAAAGACAAAAACAAAGGGAGCUUGAAAGACAGAGAGAGCUUGAGAGGCAGAAAGAACAGGAAAGACAGAAAGAGAUGGAGAGACAGAAACAGCUAGAGGAAAUGGAGAGAUGGAUGCAGUCAGACAGACAGAAAGCACAGGAAAGGGAGAAACAGAGAGAGCUGGAUGAUCUCAAGAAGAGCCAGGAACUUGAAAGACAUCAGCUUCUUGAAUUCCAACUUCAGAAAGAGAAGGAACGGGAGAAACAAGCCUCCAGGAAGAAGCAGGAAAGAGUGGAAGAAGGGCAGAGAGAGGCUGAACAGGGAAAGAGAACUGCAGAAUCUCCUCUGCGACCCAAAGUGCUGGAUCUGGAUAAUGUUUCUCUAGGGGAUCGGUUUGGUACGAGUUUGAGCAGCGAUCAAAGCCCAACACCCAGAUGGAGGCAGCCUUCAAAUCGUGAUGAAGAAGCUUACAAACCAUCAAUUUUGGAUGUGGACUCCUUCAAGAACCAAACCCAACCUGGAGUUUCUGUGGAUCCCUUCGGAAUGGCCGCAUUCCCAAGUUUGGAUUUGGUUAGAGCCAAACCGAUGACUCCAACCAGUGGAGCCAAAUCAAUGUCUCCAAUUCAUCCUCAAUCCCUGUUGCAGAACCUCCAGAGAGAUACACCUCCACAGUCUCAAAUGCAGGCUCCUUUUCAAUCUGUCCUCUCAGAACAACCAAGACUGCCACCACCACUUCAGCCCCAGGUUCUGCACCAACCAGAGCUUCAAGCCUUUGCCACAGAAAGACCUAAACCCCAAAUACACUCACAGUCUGUCACCCCAGACUGGACCCAUGGAGAGCACCAAUUUGACAUGUGGAGUAGAUCACAGGGGGAGGUAGCUGUGGAUGAACCUUCGUGGCUGUCUUCCACAGAAAGUUCCAAAAGACCUGUUGGUGCCACACAGUCCAGUCUGGAGCAGAUAUUCCAACGACAGGAAGAACGAAUUACAGGACCCAUUUUGAGCCCGACUUUAGCUCCUCCACUGACACCAACUCCAGUUCAAUCUCCUGGAAUCACACUGCCAUUGGUUAAUGUUCAGAUGCCUACACCCAGCCCUGGAGCUUCCCCAAGUCACAUGUUGAGCCCGGAGAGAAUUUUGUCUGCAGAUAGUCUUUUUGCUGGUAGUAGGAGGGAAAACCAGACUGCCUUGUCUCCAUUGGUGCCUGAACCAAUCUGGAGCCCAAGCUGGGAGCCGGCAUCCCAGGAACCGAGCCAGAUGCAGCAGAGGAACACAGAAUCUCAGGAGCUGUCACGAAUGCGAUCGAGAAGCGUUAACCAGAGACCUGCACCCGCAGAGACUUCUGUAGACGGCCCGCUAGCUCGAAUCAGGAGCCGCAGUGCACAUAGAGACAAAGGACGAGAAAGCAGGGAGCAGCUGAAGCAGAGCGCGAGUGGACAGAACGAGUGUAAGGACACGGACACCCUGGUGCAGGAGACGGACAGUCAGUACGGGACAUGGGACACGGGACUGCACACGGAUGACAGUCUGACCCCGGCGACCCCAUCAUCAGACAGCAACCUCAUUCCGUCUCCACGGAAACCCUCUUUGCCUCACACCCCGGAUCAGCUGAGCCCGGAGGAGCAGGCGGAGCCUCUCAACUUCCCACAGUCUCCCACUACCCUGCUGGACUCCAGCGCUCAGCGUUCCAAAGCUCAGCUGAGUAAGAGCUGUCGUCGCCGCAGAGCUCCGCCCUCUCGAGCCGCUCGUCACAGCGCCAUCCUGACAGAUGGCUCGGAGCUUGGGACUGACGAAUGGAUAUUUAAAGACUCAACAGAGGAUAAACCCGACUCCGCUAAGCAGCAGGAUGACGAGUCGGACGAGGAGGAGCCGACUCGAGCAGGAGACACUCGCACCUCCACCUCCUCCACCUCCUCACAGCCUCAGAGAGUGUCGCUCUUCCCCGGCAUGGACCCCUCUGCGCUCAUGGCCCAGCUGAAGAAGAGAGGAGAGACAGACAGUCAGACAGACGGCCCGUCUCCAUCACAGCUCUCUCGCUCGCCUAAAUCUCCCUUCCUGGGCCGAGCGUCGCGAGUGCUGCCCCCUGUAGGCGGUAAAGAGAACGGAGAAGAGUCGUCACCUCAGUGGCUGAAAGAACUUAAAACAAAGAAACGGUUGAGUCAGAUCGAGAACGACAGCUAGAACGCAACAAGCAAGAUGCCUUAUAACUGGAGAAUCUGUAGCUCAACUGCGAUGACACAAGCCUUAACCUUUGACCCCGGCGUCGAUGGGAACUCUGCUGCUGCUGAUGACAUCAUCGUCCGCCUCACGUUUGACCGGUGGUUCGCUUUCUCUGUGCUCCUCCCAUUGGCCGAGGCGUCACACGUGCAUGGUGCCUUUCUAGGAGAUCUACGACUGACAAGAAGAGAUCUGUGUGUGUGUGUGUGUGUGUGUGUGUGUUCUUUUCCUAUGAGAGGAUUCCUUUUGCAUAGAGCCACUUUAUCUAAACCAACACUUCCUGGUUUGUGAUGUCAUCAGGAAGAACACGGUUCACGGGACCACACGUGCGUACGACAGCGACCUGGAAGCGCUCGUAUGACUGGAGGACGUUAGGUCAUUUACUCCAUCAUUCCUUUUAUUUUGUUUUUGUUCAUUUCUUGCUAUUUUUUGUCGUUUUCCUCUCUGCUUGGUGGGUUUAGGUGUUGCACACGCCUCUCUGUAGGACGGCUUUUCUUUUGUUUAUAGUAAUCCACUGCUAAAUGAUUGCUGCACUAACUCUCGGACAGUAUAGAAAAAAGUAUUUAGGAGUUGAAAAAAUGUUAAAAUGUAAUCAAGAAUUGUAUUUUUCAAAGGUUUGAAGAAAGCAUUCAGAAGAAACACAGGAAUGAUAUAUAUAUAUUUUUAAAAUGCUCUUUAACCUUUCCUUUAUUCGUCUCGGUGGCAGCGUCCGGAAGAGAUUUUUCUUAUUAAAAAAAAAACUUUUUUAUUAUAUGAAAUAUGUGGCAUGAUGCACAAAGUCAUGUGACGUUAUGAAUUACGCCUCUGAACACACCCCGUUAGUACCGAUAAUCAAUUAAACAAUCCAUCACGAUCCAUUCUCCUGUGAUAAAGAUCAACUCGACAGUGACGCUAUCUUUGUGUAAUAUAGUUAACUGCAAUGCUAAUAGCUGUUUUGUUUAAUAGAAUGUCAUGAUGAUAAUAUUAAUAAUCAUGCCUGCUUGAUUUAGGGGUGGACAAAUCAUACGUUUAUUAGCGCUCCCACCGGACAAGUAAAGCUCCCCAGUCCCAAGUUUCGUCUUUUGGUUGCUUGGAAACCUUAUAGACGAGGCUAACGAUUUGUAGUAGCGAGCUAGUUAGCUAGUUAAAAACACAAAGUCAGCAAGCUACAUCACAUGUAACAGAUAUUCAAGUCUGACCAACGUCUGUAAAUUCUCUUACGAUGUCCGUGUAGUUAGCGAGAGAGUUAUAAUGAUUGUUUGGCAUCACGCUUUUCGCAGGAUUCGUUAGUGUUUCCGCAAACUUGCGUGUUUCUCAUUCUGAAAAGAUCGUCCGCUUGCUAAUUGGCGUGAUCAGUAGAAACCGUUUUGCCAUAAACCAGAUCUCUCCUCGGUGGAUGUGUGUAGUGCAGCAGGUGGUGGGAUUCGGAGCGACUAGCUGAUGGUAUAUAGUUACUUUAUAAAUCCACUGAGCAACGACGAAUAAAAAACUAAUAACCCAGACACGUAAUCUUAUCUUCCCAGACUACUGAUUUGUCCACCUCUGGAAAAUUCUGCUAAGAUUCUGGAUGUUUAAGUUGAAUGGGUUUAUUUUACAGCUGUGUGUUUUAUACGGAGCCAUUUAGACAAACAUUCCAUUACGGAAAAAAAUCGAAUUACAGUCUUCAGCCAAGAUCGUUUGUUUCUUUAGCUUAGCGAGGCUGGUGUAGCUAACAGCUAAUCUUAGCGCAAAAUUUACAAAAUAUCUGUAUAUAGCUGCUCACACUCACGACAAAUCAAAUCACUCAUGCAGUUUUGUGUUGUUUCACCACUAAGCCCCGCCCAAAAACGUUAAGAUGGAGUUAUAUACAAUGAAACAGGAUGUUGAACAACAUUGUCUGAAGCGAGUAUAUAAAUAUUUUUAAGUGAGAUAGACUUCCAUCAUUAAAUAAGCGAAAGAACAUCUUGGCUGCAUUUUUUUUUAACUGCAUGUACAAUCGUUUAUUUUAAUCAUAUCCAAAGCUAGCUGCUUGCUUUAACGACGGGCCAAAAACAAACGUUAGUGAUGUUGCACAAUCAGAACGGACCUCUCUGUCGACCCUCGUGCUGUUUGGAUGAGCGUGAAUUGGUGAAAGGUGGUGUUUCGUCUCCGUCACUGUGUCCUCUGUGUCUGGUUUUGCUUGUUGGGUUUGUACAGAUGUACGAAAGGGAAGAUUUUAACUGUUCAGUUCACUUGUUUUUUUCUCGUUUGGGGAAUAAACCCUCACCUGAGCUUGCUCCAUGCCACAAUUCCCAAACUCCAAUAAUCCAUGCAGCACUUUCCCUCGGCUGAUGAACACCAGGACUGACCGACUUCCUGCCACUGUAUGAAGCAUGUUCAGAUGUGGAGAGAAUGUGAGUGUAACGUGGUGUGCGAGUUUUCUCGUCGUGUUUUUGUCCGUUCAUGGGAAAUUCGUCUCUCUUUGUAUUUUUUAAUUUCACCAUAAAGAUGUUUAUUGCACUGUGUUGUAAAACCGGUGGUUAUGACUGUAAAUUCAUAAUAAAAUUUACAAUAAAUUUA
This is a messenger RNA of Pangasianodon hypophthalmus (striped catfish), 8601 nucleotides long. RefSeq names its product titin homolog. Lineage: Eukaryota; Metazoa; Chordata; Actinopteri; Siluriformes; Pangasiidae. The transcript is spliced from 13 exons. The record is from RefSeq and is a predicted model, not a curated record. The coding region runs from base 919 to 6048 and encodes 1709 amino acids.